AUGUGUGCACUCAAGUUUCAGUUUCUCAGUGCAUUAUUUUUUGGGGUGUUGUGUGUACACACUUCAAUUAGUCAGAGGAUCGGAUCAUUGGAAUUUCAGCAACCCUUUGACAAUCUGGAAUAUAAUGGAAGACCUGAUGAGGCAAUCGACCUACUGAACAUUGUUAAUCAUUUUCCUAAUGAUCUACAUUAUAACAAUGUUCCUGAUGAUCUGUGUGCUCCAUACGACCCACCUCUUCCCGACUUCAGGACUCCUGGUAGAAGGAUUAGCGAAACUAGCAGGUUAGGACCAAUUCCGGAAUGGUCAAACAAGAUUAGUCGCAGACAAGCGCCUUUAUUUGUUGACACAAGAUUUCCUGUCAACGUCGAUGCAGCUAAACGAGGGGAAUUCCCGAAUAUGGGCGCCAUAGGUUGGAAGGCGUUGAACGGUACAUGGAGAUUCAUGUGCGGUAGCAGUCUCAUAAGCUCCAAAUUCGUGCUGACGGCUGCACACUGCUCCGAGGCAUCGAAGGCGGAUUUGACUUUCCUUGCUGAUACUAAACCCAAGAUUGUCCGACUGGGCAGAACAAUGCUUGACCAUAACAGUAAGCACAACACACCUUUUGAUGCAAAAAUCAUUAAUGUAAUAGUCCACCCCAAUUACAAGUCUCCAAUUCAGUACUUCGAUAUCGCGUUGAUGGAGCUGGCCCAAGAGGUGCUGUUUUCUGAGGAAAUACGACCUGCUUGCUUAUGGAACAAGAAUGAUAUGGACGCAGUCGUUAAUAAAGUUAAAAUCACUGGCUGGGAUGAGGAACCUGAAACUAUCACUAUAUCUCCGAAUGCUGAGAUUACAACAUCUACUCAAUCUUUCUUGGCUGACUCUCCUGUUGCCAAAAAGAAAACAAGUUCGUCACACCAUGACAGAUCUGGACAUAAUAUUCCUUCAUCUCAUGAGUUGUCUUCAUCACAACAUAAGACAAAAGUUCCAUUAGUACCAUAUGAUCCCUGCGCACCCUUUGUCCCACCACCUACACCUGACUUCAGUGCGCCUGGUAGACGGAUCAGCGAAGUCAAAUGUUACGAGUAUAUUUGGCAGAUGAAAGUUCGAAGUGAUAAAGCAGGGCAAGACAAUGAGUGUGAGUAUUGUCAGGAGCACAGGUUAAGAGGAAUCUCCUCUUAUAUUGUUGGAGGUCACUACACUUUUUCUGGAGACUACCCCAAUAUGGGCGCGAUAGGAUGGAAAGCGGUUGUAGGUACAUGGAAGUUCAUGUGUGGUUGUACGUUGAUAAGCUCCAAAUUCGUCCUAACUGCUGCCCACUGCUCAAGUGCAUCGUCUCGCGAUACCACAAUAGCUGAUACUGUCCCCAAGAUUGUGAGACUAGGGGAUAAGAAUAUUCAGGAUAUUAUCAAUGGUACACAAGAUGAGACUAUUAUCAGGAUUAUAAACCAUCCGAAGUAUAAAUCCCCAAAGCAGUACUUUGACAUUUGUCUGAUGGAGUUGGGUAGAAAGUUGACGUUCACUACGGAUAUCCAACCUGCUUGCUUGUGGACUAAGCAAAGUAUCACUAAGUACGGUGAUGAAGCUCAAGUUACUGGAUGGGGCGUAGUGGAGUCAGGUACAGUGAAAACAUCUCCAGAACUUCUCGCAGCUACCGUAGACAUUAUCGACUUUGCCAAAUGCAACAGACUGCUGCAUAUGUCCUGCAAUAGGAACUGGUGUGGUCUGCAGCCAGAUCAGCUGUGCGCUGGCAAGUUGGGCGGGGGAGUUGAUGCUUGUCAGGGUGAUUCUGGUGGCCCUCUCCAAGUGAAGAUCCCACUUCCCAUACUGACUGAAGGUACCAUGCACUACGUCAUCGGCGUGACGUCAUUUGGCGUUGGCUGUGCUUUACCAGGUCUACCAGGAGUAUAUACCAAGGUGUCCAGCUUCAUCGACUGGAUCGAGAGCGUUGUCUGGCCAGGGCACAAUGGAACAUCUCCAGCUCACAAUGAUGGUCCCGAUCUGGGCCGCUUCGAUCGGUCUGUUAGGUAUUAAAGAAUUUUAUAACUGCUAAUUUGUGUAACCAGUUACUUUCUAAGUAACAUUCUGUACAAGAAAAGUUUUGACACCCUUUUAAAUAGGACUUGCGAAUCUAAUAUUCUUUUUAGGAAACCAGACUAUCUUAAAUUAAAAAGAGCG
Molecule: messenger RNA, 2154 nt
Organism: Helicoverpa zea (corn earworm)
Lineage: Eukaryota; Metazoa; Arthropoda; Insecta; Lepidoptera; Noctuidae
Product: serine protease snake-like
Exons: 13
Coding region: 1-2010 (669 amino acids)
Biological process (GO): proteolysis
Molecular function (GO): serine-type endopeptidase activity
Source: RefSeq, a predicted model, not a curated record